GAAAUCAUCAUUUUCUCUAUUUUUCCUCUAUUAUCUUCAAAUCGCAUGUUCUUAGCGUUGACUUUUCUUUUGGGUCAUGAUCCAAAAUAACAUCAUUGUAACUUUUGCUUUUUCUUAAUCCUAGUUAUCCCACUAACCCACGUAAUCCAUAUUUCUUUUGGGGAUGGCCCCUUCAUCGUCUUCAGACGUCGAUUCCCUCCGCUCCUCAUCUCGACUCCCUACUAGUGCUCCCUCAUCACCUCCUCAGGCGGACGACUUAGAUAACGUAAAAAUGGGUGUCGCCUCAACCUUCACAGAGCAGCAGAUGCUCAAUGAAGAGAAGAAAGCUCGAGAUGAGAAUACCAGAGCUGAAGCAAAGCGACUGGCCGCUAAGAGGAAGCGCAAGAAGGUUCAAUUAUCACCCCAAGAACGCGCACGCAAGGCGAAAGAAUUGGACGAACUUCUUCGCAAGAGUAGGAUAUUUAGUGAUAUCCUCACUCAGAAAACAAAGGCUCUGGGUCGUGUCGGUCGCGACUUUGAUAACCAAGCAUUGGCAGAUGCUGGCUUAGAAUUGAAGCAACAGCCUAAAAUCAUGAGCGGCGGAACUAUGCGAGAUUACCAACUAGAAGGCCUCACAUGGAUGUAUGAGAUAUGCUUGCAGGGACUAAGUGGCAUCCUAGCUGAUGAAAUGGGACUAGGAAAAACGAUCCAAGUCAUCUCACUUGUUGCCUUACUCAGAGAACAGGAGAGCUAUUUCGGUCCUCACCUAAUAAUAGCCCCGUUAAGUACCUUGUCGAAUUGGCAAGACGAAUUCCAUAAAUGGACUCCGACAAUACCAUUCGUAAUGUAUCAUGGCACUCCACAAGAACGUCAGGAAAUCUUCCGCAACAAGAUUAUGAGAAACUAUCAGAAAGGCCGUCCUUCGCAACGAUUUCCAGUGGUUUGUACUAGCUAUGAAAUGGUUCUCAGAGACCGUGCCAGCCUCUCGAAGAUCGACUGGGCUUUCAUCGUAGUCGAUGAGGGUCACCGAAUGAAAAAUGCCGAUGCGAAACUCUUCAGAGAAUUGCAACAGUUCAAAUCGGCCACUCGACUUCUUAUAACAGGAACGCCUCUCCAGAACAAUCUCAAGGAGCUAUGGUCCCUCCUCCACUUCUUAAUGCCGGAGACUUUUCUUGAUUGGGAAGCAUUCGAAGUAUGGUUUGAUUUCAGCGAUCUACAAGACGAAGAAGGCACCACACAGUUCAUUGAGGACAAAGAGAGCCAAGAUCUCGUUUCCAAGAUCCACAAAGUUUUGCAGCCGUUGCUACUUCGUAGAAUCAAGGCAGAUGUAGCCAACUACCUACCGAAGAAGAGAGAGUAUGUCCUAUAUGCUCCAAUGACUAAAGAACAGACAGACCUUUACAAUGUAAUCGGAGACAAGAAAACCGAUACCAGGACUUACUUGGAAAACAAGGUCGUCGAGCGGUUAACGGAGACUCGUAACAGUCCCAGCUCUAGGAAGUCGAGUCGCCAGUCGUCACGUGCGACUAGCACGAAUGCGAGCCAAGCACCAUCUCCAUCAGCAAAAAAUGCGUUUUCAAUGAUGAUGGGUAAGAAAGGGGUGUCAACUUUGAAAGCAACACCCAAAGACUGUUCUCCUGCGUCUCAGGUUAAAGGGACCGGCAAGAGGAAAGUUCCACCUACGAAUGAGGCUUCGUCUCCAAAGAGUAGCAAAUCGAGCCGACAAUCUACUCCAGCCGGCAGUAUCCGAGGCCGACCACGUAGGACCCGUGCCUCAUACAAGGUGCCAGAUGACUCCGAUGAUGAUAGGCUCGAUGAUGAUGAAUUUGAGGCAAAACUAGCUGCCGAGCUUGCCGCCAAAGACGAUGACUCAGAUGAAGACCUUCGGGAUGAAGAGGAAAUCGAGCGAGCUGCUACACUUGAAAUGGCCAAGCUUCAAAUCGCGGAUAAGAAACUAGGAAACCCCAUCAUGCAGUUAAGGCUUGUGUGUAACAGUCCCCAUAACUUUUACAACCCGUGGACGUUCGACGACAAAGUACCCAUAGAUGAGAGCAUUGUGACAGCGUCUGGAAAGAUGCUUCUUCUAGACAGGCUGCUUCCAGAGCUUUUCGCACGUGGCCAUAAAGUUUUGAUAUUCUCUCAAUUCAAAACCCAAUUAGACAUAUUGCACGACUACUGUGCUGAGCUGCGCGGAUGGAAUGUAUGCCGUAUUGACGGGGGAGUUGCCCAGGAGGACAGAAAGCAGCAAAUCAAGGAAUUCAAUGAAGACCCCGAUUUCAAGAUAUUCUUGCUGUCAACAAGAGCGGGCGGUCAGGGUAUCAAUCUAGCGAGUGCGGAUACGGUGAUCCUGUUUGAUAGCGAUUGGAACCCCCAACAAGAUCUACAGGCCCAAGAUCGCGCUCACCGAAUCGGUCAGACACGCCCUGUUGUCGUCUACCGAUUAGCGACAAAAGGAACCGUCGAGGAAGAGCUUCUCAUGAGCGCCGACGCGAAGCGCAGGCUAGAGAAACUUGUCAUCAAAAAGGGGGGGUUCAGGACGAUGGGCCAAAAACUCGAUAGUAACGAGGUUAUAGACAAGGAUAUUCUCCAAUCCUUGUUGUUAAAGGACGGCGAAGAAUAUCAACACUCCGGAGGAGAUCGGAUUCUGAGCGACGAGGAUAUCGAUGUUCUCUGUGAUCGGAGCGAUGAGGCCUUCGAUCGAGCGGCCAGGGGUGCCGGUAACGCUGCCGGAUUCCAGGUUGUCGAGACUGCUGCAGACGGCAUCACUCAGAUGAAAGGAGAGUAACUGUAUUAUGGACUUGAAAAUGGGUUUGAUUUAGCUCCUGGGCAUGCGUUGGCGUUACCGAUUGCUUGAUCCGAUUAGGCCGAAUGGUUCAUCUAACAGUACCAACGCCAUAUACAUGUACAAUUGCUAAUUAGUAGAACCAU
Messenger RNA from Annulohypoxylon truncatum, 2907 nucleotides. RefSeq names its product SNF2 family N-terminal domain-containing protein. The record is from RefSeq and is a predicted model, not a curated record. Gene Ontology annotation, molecular function: ATP-dependent chromatin remodeler activity; ATP binding; DNA binding. The transcript has 4 exons. Gene Ontology annotation, cellular component: nucleus. Bases 164 to 2764 code for a protein of 866 amino acids. NCBI's taxonomy places the organism in Eukaryota, Fungi, Ascomycota, Sordariomycetes, Xylariales, Hypoxylaceae.